This is a messenger RNA of Eimeria maxima, 939 nucleotides long. Its product is annotated as protein phosphatase 2C, putative. The transcript has 7 exons. Bases 1 to 939 code for a protein of 312 amino acids. The record is from RefSeq and is a predicted model, not a curated record. Gene Ontology annotation, molecular function: protein serine/threonine phosphatase activity. Gene Ontology annotation, biological process: protein dephosphorylation. NCBI's taxonomy places the organism in Eukaryota, Apicomplexa, Conoidasida, Eucoccidiorida, Eimeriidae.
AUGAGCACCAAGAGGUUGGCGCCGGCUCCUCCGGCCCCAGUGGACGUGGCAGGAAAGCGCAGAUGUGUUGACGGCGGGACGACCACCGUAUCUUUCCCUGGAUACUAUAUAGAGGCAGCAUCUUAUGGAGAUAAAGGAGCAAGAAGACAGAUGGAGGAUGAGCGAUUAAUGAUUUCUUCUUUAGCACAAUUAGAACCUUCUCUUAAAUCUAAUCGGGAUUUCGCGGUUUUCGCUAUUAUGGAUGGACAUGGAGGACGGCAAUCAGCAAACUUUGUUAAGACAGCUCUGCCUGUAGAAAUAGCUAAGCAGAUAAAGCUCUUUAUGGAGCAGCAGCAGCAGGAGGAGCAGCAGGAAGGAGAGCAGCAGCAGCAAGAAGGAGAGCAGCAACAGCAGCAGCAACAGCAGCAGCAGCAGCAGAAAGGGGAGCAGCAGCAAACCCCACAGCUGCAGGCAGUUAAGAAAGAAGAAGACGUCAAAGUACCAACACAAAACGGCAGCAGCAGCAGCAGCAGCAACGGCAGCAGCAGCAGCAGCAGCAGCAGCAAUGAUAGCAGCAACGGCAGCAGCAACGAAGAGGCCCUCGUGUCCGACUAUGAAAUGAAACAUGUGCUGUAUGCUGCUUUUCGUAAGGUUGAUUCUCGCAUUGCAACAGAAAUUCCUGCAUGCAGAGAUGGAUGUACGGCAGUAUUUGUAAUGAUAUUGGGGGAACAAGUGUUUAUUGCUGGCCUUGGUGAUAGUGCGGCAUUUCUUGCAAGAAAAAGCGACACUGGUUAUUAUGCAAUUCCUUUAACGGAGACUCAUCGUCCUUAUUUAUUACAAGAAAAAGAAAGAAUAUUAAGGAUGGGGGGAACAAUUGAGGGAGGAAGAGUAAAUGGUGUAUUAGAGCUAACUAGAUCCUUUGGAGAUAUCUCGUACGAAUUAUUAGGGUUUAGGGUUUAG